Haliotis rubra (blacklip abalone) is the source of this 3305-nucleotide messenger RNA. RefSeq lists its product as uncharacterized. The transcript is spliced from 17 exons. The coding region runs from base 95 to 2404 and encodes 769 amino acids. The record is from RefSeq and is a predicted model, not a curated record. Lineage: Eukaryota; Metazoa; Mollusca; Gastropoda; Lepetellida; Haliotidae.
AAGUCAUACGAUUUCGUUGCGAGUCGACAUCAGCUGACGAAGUGCACCAAGACCUUCGUGUGCAUAUUUCUGCCUCUGUCGACAACAGUUGAAGAUGUGCAAUAAGGCCCGUAUAUUACUAUUUCUGUCGCUGUUGCUCUGUGUUGAUGUUUCCAUGUCAGGAGUCUCCAAAGGAAAGCAGGACUUCGCUGUUAACGUCAGCAGUGACGGCACCUACAGCAUCGUUGUUCAGGGAGAUGUGUGGCUGAAGAGCGCUCCUACCUUCUUCAGAGCUGAUGGUCAAGUGUUCUCCUCUGCUGAUGGAUCUCUGAAGUUGGUCAAGAACACUCAGUCCAGUGGUGUGGACGUCAUCGGGCAGUGGGAGGCCAACAGCUUCUUGUACCAGGCAGGGUCCAGUCAGAUCGAGGCUAGCUUUGUACAGUACACACCAGAUCCAAGCAUAUUCACCUACAACAAUCCGGCCAUACCGUUCAUGUUGUUCAAACAGCGUUACAUCAAUGGAGCAAACAACACCGCCUUCAACAGCAACUUCACCAUUUCUGGCUUUCCUGGAUUUCUAAUUCAAGAAUCAACCAUUCCAUUGGGAUACCUCAGUUAUGGAGGAUUGAUGUUUGGUUUCAAGUAUCUCACGGCUGGGCAGUGGGGACCAUCAUCGUUCAAAAUCGACGAUGGCAUCGAAGGUGGACCCCUGACUUUAUUUGAUAAAGUAAAGACUGCAAACACACUGAUUAUCUCCCCUGCCAGUCGGUUUAUGUCGUCAUCAAUAUGGCGUCAGAACUCCAGCACCGGCGGGGACAAUGUCUACUGGGGGACGAUGGGAGGAGUCGUAGAUGUCCCUGUUGGUGUUGAAAGCAGUUUUAUUCUUUUCUGUGGUAACCAAGGCAUUAAUAAGGCCAUGGUGAGUUGGGGGCAAAUCUUGAAACAAUGGCACGGCCGGACAGAUCAAUAUGUCAAGUCCGACUUUACCAUCAACUACUUAGGGUACUGGACAGACAACGGGGCGUAUUACUCUUACCUCCCCGAGAAGGGAAAGAAUCACCAGGACACGGUGUUGGACAUCAACAGCUACAUGGUACAGAUAGGUGUUCCCGUCAAGUACAUUCAGUUCGACGUGUGGUGGUACAUCACGGGCAAUGACCAUGGUGUUGUGACUUGGUCAGCCAAACCAACGGUCUUCCCAAAUGGAAUGGAGUGGUUAUUUAACAAGACAGAGUUGCCCGUCUUUGGCUACAACACGUUCUGGUCGAGCAACACAACCUACGCAACUGCUAAUGGAGGAAAGUAUGAAUUCCUGAUCGAUGUACCAAAGUCUUUACCACUGGAAGAGAGGUUUUGGACUGACUUGCUCGCUGAGGGAAGGAAAUGGGGUCUGUUUGCAUAUGAACAGGAUUACCUCAGCGAUGAAUUUCGGGGAAUUAACAAGCUUCUGACUGACAUUGACCUUGGCCGCCAAUGGCUGACUCAGAUGGGGAAUGGAGCUGCCAAGAACGGACUGACCAUCCAGUACUGCAUGGCCUACCCACGAUUUAUGUUACAGUCUCUGGAAAUACCUGUCGUCACACAGGCCCGUGCGAGCCAUGACAACCGACCAGGUACCGACAACUGGAAGAUAGGUGUGACGUCACUAUUUGCUUGGGCUAUUGGCGUUGCACCCUUCAAGGAUAAUUUUUGGACAACCAGCGUUCAACCCGGAAAUACUUACAAUUCUACCGAACCCCACACGUCCCUUCACGCCGUGGUUGCAACGUUAAGUACAGGCCCAGUGGGAAUAAGUGACAUGAUUGGAGGCACGAACAAGACACUCAUCAUGAAAUCUGUAAAUGCUGACGGAUUGAUCUUGAAACCAUCACGACCGGCGACUGCAAUUGACAACAGAAUACGGCGGAUGGCUUGGUCAGACUUUGAGGGUCCCAAUGGGGAGGUGUGGUCCACGUAUUCAGAUUUUGGUGGAGAAAACAAGUACGGUAUCAUCCUCGCUGCUGAUCUUAAGGGAAGCUACAACAUGACACCUUGCAUGGCUGGAUAUCAAGGGUUUCCUAAGUCCAUGGUCUUCCCAGCCAAUAGUCCCAACAGGACCCAGCCCUUGACGGACGCCCAGCCUCUGACGAUGCGUAACUGUACCAUAACGGACUUCUGUCUCUUCUAUGUAUCACCAGUACUGGCCUUUAAUGGCAAACAAGUUCUCAUCCAGGGUGAGUUAGACAAGUGGGUGCCCAUGUCACCCCAGAGAGUGACGGGCAUCAACAUUGCCGAUGACAUUACCAUCAGACUCACUGGAGCUGCCCACGAAACUGUCUCCUUCUGGUUCAACGUGGACGGUAAAUCCUCACCUGUGACCUGUACCCUCGGAGCAGGAGGACUAGCCACCCUCAGUUUCACAGCAGGCACAUGUCGUGGAGUGUAAUGAUAUAUACUCUCCCCAAAAAGUAGGGGAAUCUGAACUUUCAAUUCGGACAGGAAUUAUGAGCGUUAAAAUUUUUUUUAAAGGCACAUCGUAAGAACGCACCCCCAUUUCUCUUUAUCACAACCUCUAAACUCAACGCAUGGAAUGCACACCGCAGUAGCGUGCAUGGGGUGUCAUUCUUGGUUCUGACGCUUUUGGCUGUUUUUUGAAUGAAAAUUGUACACAAGCAGAUUUCGCGUCAUACACCAAUCAACGUUCAAAAGCGAUUUCUGUACAAACAACUACGGUCAAAAGGAAGUGCAAAUGGUGAUGCACUCUCAACGCAUUCAUCAUUAUCUUAUCAACAUUGAUUGACUCCCAUAUAUCUCCCAAUAUUUUCAAUCGUAAAUUAGAAAUGAAUCAGGAAAUCCGACUUUUAGUCCUGUGAAGAAACGGGAUACAUGUGCCUUAUAUAUCAGUAUAUUCAUGUAAAUGUGAGUGAGUAAGUGAGUGAGUGAGUGAGUGAGUGAGUCAGUGAGUGAGUGAGUUAAUGUUUAUAGUCACAUCGGCAAUAUUUCAGCCAAUCGUGACUUUAACAAAUUACAAUUUUAUGAUAAAUGCAAUUAAAUUAUAUAAAAUAAAUGUCGCCGAAAGGCAGUAAAAUAACUAGAUUGUCACAGAUAGAGAAAUAAAUUACAUGUAAUGUGAUAUUUUGCCAGUAAAAUGAAAGUGAAAUUUGAAUUAAAUGAACUGCCAAUGCUUCAUUCCGUUUUAUUCGUGUAAACGUGCUUACAUGCUUCUGUAUUCAGUUAUGGGCAUAAUGCAUAUGUAUAGUGCCGAAUGCCUGCAUACCCUUCUCUAUCCUGAACCAUUGAUGAUCUUUAACCUUCCAAGCUGUAAAUAAAUAAUACAUACACUUUCA